CCCCUUGUUAUCCUUCCCCUCCCACCACCACAAUCACUCACAACUCUCUCCCACCACCUCCGCCGCCGUGAACCACCACUUCCUCCGCCCAUAAACCCCAUAUAAAAAGCAAGAAUGAGGUCAGCUGCGGCAUACUGCGACUACGACAACUACCAACCCCAUUUUCUUGAUUCUUGCUUCCUUUGCCACAGACCACUCAACCACAACACGGACAUUUUCAUGUACAGAGGGAACACACCAUUUUGCAGCCAAGAGUGCAGGCAAGAACAGAUUGAAAUGGACGAAGAAGUCGAGAGGAGAUGGAAGGUUUCCAGCUCCUCCAAGAGAUCAAACAGACAAACCUCAUCAGACCCAGCUAAAGAAUCUGACACCAACAAAGCUGUAAGAACAGGGACAGUGGCUGUGGCCUGAGAUUUACACAUAAGAACUAUAUAUACAUAAAUUGAAAAGGUUUGAUCUGUAAAAGGAGAGAUGGGCAGAAGGAGUUGGAUGAGAUCAUUUAUGUCCAUCCCACAAUUUUGAUUUUCACUUUUCUUAAUUUGGUGUGCUGAUCAAGAUCAUGGCAUCUGAAUGUGUAUAUGAUGAUGAGAGGAUUGAGAGUCCUCUAUUGGGAUGUCAUCAGCUAUAAAUCUUGGGGUGUUUGAAUGCUAAUCUAUGGAAGUAGAAGCAUUGUGUAAGGUUUUCUUGCUGUUUUUUAUAUUUUGUUUUUCGGAUCAA
Molecule: messenger RNA, 717 nt
Organism: Sesamum indicum (sesame)
Lineage: Eukaryota; Viridiplantae; Streptophyta; Magnoliopsida; Lamiales; Pedaliaceae
Product: FCS-Like Zinc finger 3
Source: RefSeq, a predicted model, not a curated record